AUGGACCGUGAACAAUUAACCUCAGAAGUGAAUCAGGCUUACAAUCGCUGGCUUCAAAUGAAUCAGCAAUAUGGCCAACAGGCAACUAGUUACCCAGAAUAUAUACAGUUGACCAAGUACUUGACGUUCGCAGCCAAAAACAAGGACAACACAACAAAUCAGCAAGAGUCUCAUAUAGUUGACCAAUCAUAUGGAGAAGGUACACAUCGCUUUCUGGAGCGGCAGCAAGAGCACAAUUUGGGCCAAGGACAAACACAAAAGGAGGAACAAGUUGAGCAAUCUGAACUAUCAGAUCAAUUAGACCACCUAGAAAAACCAGAGGACCUCGAUCAUUCAAUGCAACAAGUACUGACCAAUAAAUCCGAAAAACCAGUUCAGCCAGGGUCACAGUUUUCAAUGCAAGAGCCAAGUUUCUCUGAUGUAUUACCUCAUGUCCAAGAGCAAGAAAAGCGGUUCUCAAGUACUACAUCUUCUGAUAUACACUCCACUGCCUAUGACCAGACCCAAAGUGCCUCCUCUGUUGUUAAUCCUUUACAAGCGUAUUUGCCCAAUAAUCAACUGCCACCCGAAACUUUUUCUGGCCAAAAUUAUAACACUAUACGGCAGGACCAAGACCACCAGCAAGAGCAAAAGCAACCUCAAGUAGCUACUAGCAGUAUGAAUGCGACUACAAUUUUCAAUUCACAGCAAUCGUUUCUUUUGAAGGCGCAGCUUACCGCAUUCCGGGGAUUAGCAAAGAAUCAACAGCUGCCUCCUGAGGUGCGACAAGUUCUUUCGACUGCCUAUAAUCAACUGAAGCAACGAGUCAAUACACCAGUGGAGAAUACAAAGUCUAGAGGUGUCAAAACAGAUUUAGAGCAUUCUCAGGAUGCAUUCAAGGAGCACGGUUUUAACCAAUCGAUGCAACAAUCGAUAUCCCAGAAUUUGCCACAGAAUGUUAGUCAAUUGCAAAAUUAUUCCCAGGCACCUGUCGGCCAUCCAGCAUCAAUUGGUAAAGGCUCUCAGACUGAUAAGAGCGUGGGAUUUAAAGGGAAAAGGGAUUCAUCACUUACUGCAAGCAAAACUCCUAAGCAACCAUAUCUUCUCCAGCAGAAACACAUACAAACACAGCCUAACAUAUCGUCACCACAAUUUCCCAAUUCUCAAAUGACAACACAACUCAUUCCACAAUCGGGUCAAGAGGUUGCUAGAGUGGCAAACACUUCUACACCCUUGAUCCUGAAAAUGUUUCCUCCAGACACUCCACCUGUAUCUAUAUCUGAACUCACAAAAAAAAUGCCCACAGUUUUGAAUAUUGUGCAAGUGCAUGAUCCCACUGUGAAAGUAGACAGUUUUACUGUCCCGUUUGCCCCUCCGAAGGGCUCGAUUCCAUUCGAAUCUUUAGCAAGCCACAGGUCAAGCAUGUUAUUACCAAGUGUCCAUCCUCCAGUGAUCAACACAUCUGCUGCAAGAGAAACAUAUGACCUUCUUCAUAGCUUGAGCAUUGACUAUUAUAAGGACUCAUUAGAGAAAAUGCGAAUGGAAUCGAAUUUUCAUAAUGAAACUGCUUUGAGAGGUUUGGAGCUUGAACUUGAUGCCAUCAUGCUACUUCCUCUCCAGAAGGCCUUGAGAGGCCACAUUCUAUCCAUUACCCAUCAUCAAAACUCUUUACUAAUCAACAACCAUCCUAAUUUUCUUUCUAAAACUCGGAAAGUAUCUAUUGAUGAUGCUGUGGUUACGAACAACUUGUAUGUUCAGCAACAGUCUCUUGCUGUGCAGAUGGAGCAAACCAAACAGAUCAAAAAGCUAGAUAAUAUCAUCGAAUCCUCCAAAUAUCUAAAGGAUUGUAGAAUGACUAUGAAAGAAAGACGUUCCAAGAUGGGAAAACUUAUAUAUCAUUUUCAUUCGUUAGUCGAAAGAGAUGAGCAAAAAAGGAUAGAAAAGAAUGCUAGGCAACGGCUGCAAGCUUUAAAAGCUAAUGAUGAGGAAACCUACAUCAAGUUAUUGGAUCAGACGAAAGAUGCAAGAAUUACACAUCUUCUAAAGCAGACAAACAGUUUUCUGGACUCUUUGGCCCAGGCAGUAAAAGACCAACAACAAGAAUCUAAACUUUUUCUCGGAGGGGGAUCUACAUAUAUGGAUGACAAUCUUGACGCAAAAGACAAUAACGACUCAAGCACCGACUAUUAUAGCAUUGCUCAUAAAAUUAAGGAAGAAAUUACCAAACAGCCAACGAUAUUGGUGGGAGGGGUUCUAAAAGAAUACCAGGUGAAAGGUUUGCAAUGGAUGGUAUCACUGUUUAAUAACAAACUGAAUGGUAUUUUAGCUGAUGAAAUGGGUCUAGGCAAGACGAUUCAGACCAUUUCUUUGCUCACUUAUUUAGUAGAGAAAAAAAACAUACCGGGCCCCUUUUUAGUGAUCGUUCCUUUGUCGACGUUAACCAAUUGGAAUUCUGAGUUUGACAAAUGGGCUCCUUCGCUAAAGAAAAUAACCUACAAGGGCAAUCCCCAGUUCAGGAAAACUGUUCAGGCUGAUAUUAGGGCGAAAAAGUUUCAGGUUCUGCUGACCACCUAUGAGUACAUCAUUAAGGAUAGGCCUUUACUGAGCAAAGUGAAAUGGGUGCAUAUGAUAAUCGAUGAAGGGCAUAGAAUGAAGAAUGCCAAUAGCAAACUAUCGUCAACUUUAACCCAGUACUAUCACUCGGAUUAUAGGCUAAUUCUUACGGGGACACCACUUCAAAAUAGCCUUCCUGAACUUUGGGCACUUUUAAACUUUGUUUUACCCAAAAUUUUCAAUUCUGUGAAAUCUUUUGAUGAAUGGUUCAAUACCCCUUUUGCAAAUACUGGUUCUCAUGAUAAAAUAGCCUUAUCGGAAGAAGAAACUCUUUUGGUCAUUAGAAGACUGCACAAAGUAUUGAGACCGUUUUUAUUGAGGCGCCUGAAAAAAGACGUUGAAAAGGAUUUACCAGAAAAAAUCGAAAAAGUCGUCAAAUGCAAAUCGUCAGCUUUGCAGAUUAAAUUGUAUGAGCAAAUGCUCAAAUACAACCAACUCUUUGUUGGCGAUGAAUCAAAGAAACCAAUUGGUGUAAAGGGCUUAAAUAACAAGCUUAUGCAGCUGAGAAAGAUCUGUAAUCAUCCUUUCGUUUUCGAAGAAGUAGAAAAUUUGAUAAAUCCCACCAGAGAGACCAAUAAUAAUAUCUGGCGUGUCAGUGGAAAGUUUGAGUUGCUUGACAGAAUUUUGCCCAAGUUUAAGGCCACUGGGCACAGAGUACUAAUUUUCUUUCAAAUGACUCAGAUUAUGGAUAUCAUGGAAGACUUUUUGAGGCUCAGGGAUAUGAAAUAUCUAAGAUUAGAUGGAGCGACCAAGUCUGAUGACAGACAGGACAUGUUACGACUGUUCAAUGCUGAAGGCUCAGAUUACUUUGCAUUUUUGUUAUCUACAAGAGCUGGUGGCUUGGGUUUGAACUUGCAGACUGCAGAUACCGUUAUUAUUUUCGACAGUGAUUGGAAUCCUCAUCAGGACUUACAAGCUCAAGAUAGAGCUCAUCGUAUUGGCCAAAAGAAUGAGGUGCGGAUUCUUCGGUUAAUUACAGAAGAUUCGAUUGAGGAAGUCAUCUUGAGUAAGGCGUAUGAAAAGUUGGAUAUUGACGGAAAAGUUAUUCAAGCAGGUCGAUUUGAUAACAAAUCUACUGCAGAAGAACAAGAAGCUAUUUUGAGGCAAUUGUUAGAAGCUGGAGAGAGUAAAAAAUCGGACUCUGAAUUCGAUGACGAUAUGGAUGAUGACGAGCUAAAUCAGUUAUUAGCUAGAGAUGAUACUGAACUAAGAAAAUUCCAACAAUUGGACAAGGAUAGAGUAGAAGAGACGAAGAUUUUGCCCAGGCUCUUCACUGAAGCGGAAUUGCCUGAAGUUUACAGCCAGGAUCCCGACUUGUUCAUGCAGAAGAAUGAGGAUAUUGAUAUUUAUGGUAGAGGAAACAGGGAACGCAAGAUGAUGCACUACGAUGAUAACAUGACGGAGGAGCAAUGGCUACGUCAGCUAGAGGAUUCUGAAGAUGAUAACGAUGGACCUGAACCCGGAAGAAAAAGUAAGGGAAAGGCAACAGAUGACGGCCUCACAUUUACAGAAGGUGGCACAAAGCGUGAACUGAAUGACUUGGAAGCCGAAACUAAUGUCGUCGAUGUCCGCAAGAAACAUAAGAGUGAUAAUAAGCCUAUGAAAGUCGCAAAAAUUCGAACUCUCAAGCCAAAAGAUGCUGGACGUACCAAGGGAAAAUUGAAGCCAGGCUUCAAUGUCCCUCUUUCUAGACAUUUGUUCUCGACAUUACCGGUUUUAGACAACCGUGAGAGACAACAGUUGCAGGACAAUAUCACUGCAAUCAAUAACCAUCUUUUACAGUAUAUGAAAGAUGGUCGUAACUUGAGUGUCAUCUUUUUGACGAAACCCCCCAAGCGGCUUUAUCCCGAUUACUACAUUUUAAUCAAGUACCCCAUUGCGUUUGAUGUUAUCAAGAAGCGAAUCAGUCGACUAGUCUACGUUUCUUUGGAAGAAUUCAUGAACGAUAUCCACCUGAUGUUUAAUAAUGCCCGCACCUACAAUGAAGAGAAUUCAGUUGUCUACAAUGAUGCAGAAUUGUUGGAAGGACAGGCUCUUUUGAAAUAUAGGGAGAUCACCGGGAACUCUACCAUUGAUUUUAGCAAUCUGGAUUCAAUGCUUGGUAUCAGCAAAAUGUCUCAAACCCCAAAAGAUACAAGCAAGGUUGAAAAUAAUUUUACUGGUGACAAUCAACAGUUAGAGACAGCAUUUAUGCCAAGGUUCAAAGAAGAUAGUCCCCCGCGUACCUCCACUGCCAAGUACGUUUCAAAGCUCAAUGAUAAUGAAGGGAUCUCUGAUUCAUCUAUAUUAAGCGACACUGCGACUACAGAUUUCGAGUCGUCUGGACGUGUUCCUAAUGCACAGCCCUUGAAAGAGUAA
Messenger RNA from Komagataella phaffii GS115, 4950 nucleotides. RefSeq names its product Catalytic subunit of the SWI/SNF chromatin remodeling complex involved in transcriptional regulation. Gene Ontology annotation, cellular component: nucleus. The transcript has 2 exons. Gene Ontology annotation, biological process: positive regulation of transcription by RNA polymerase II. The coding region runs from base 1 to 4950 and encodes 1649 amino acids. Gene Ontology annotation, molecular function: ATP-dependent chromatin remodeler activity; histone binding; ATP binding. The record is from RefSeq and is a predicted model, not a curated record. NCBI's taxonomy places the organism in Eukaryota, Fungi, Ascomycota, Pichiomycetes, Pichiales, Pichiaceae.